AUGGCGUCACUCAACCUGUCCAUAAACGGACCCUCGAUCAAGAGCAGCUACCAGAGCGUCAUCAAUGGCCCGCCUCCGAGCUCCAGCUCACCGACAUACGCUCAAUGGGCUCUGUUCUCAGUUCAAGCCCCUCUGGCCAAUGCCUUCCAAGAUAGCGGUGCUAAGGAGAGUGUGCUCAAGGUCCAAAGCACUGGAGAUGGUGAACUUUCGGAACUGAUCGAGGACUUCAACGAGGGCCGCAUCCAAUUCGCUUUCGUCAAAGUUAAGGACCCCAACUCUGGCCUUCCCAAGCACGCCCUGAUUGCCUGGUGUGGAGGCGGUGUCCCUGAACGAACCAAGGGCUACUUUACCACUCACACCGCUGCUGUGUCCAAGAUUCUCCACGGCUACCAUGUCCAGAUCACCGCUCGUUCGGACAGCGAUCUCGAGCCAGAGAGCGUGAUGCGCAAGAUUGCCGAUGCCUCCGGCGCCAAGUACUCAGCAGGCGGCUCCACGGCUUCCCCAGCCCCACCGCCAGUUGCUUCCAAGCCCGUCUUCACUCCUACCACAUCAUCGGUUGGGUCUGUCAACCCAAUCGUGGCCGCACGAAACCGCAAGCCGGCAAACGUCGACGACGAUGGCUGGGGAGCAGAUGCUCCUCCGGUGACCCGGUCGCAGCUGGAGAAGGUUGCGCCUGCCUACAAGCCUACCAAGGUCAACAUGGCCGAGCUCACGAAGCAGCGACAGGAGCCGUCCCAUUCGAAUGGAAGCAGCACUCAAGAAGACCGCAGCGAUGUUGUGAGGGGUGGAUACCAACCCAUUGGCAAAGUAGAUAUUGCUGCCAUCCGUGCAGCGGCUAAGGAAAAGACCGACGACCGGCCAACUCCCGUAAAGGGUGCGUACGAGCCUGUUGGCAAGGUUGAUAUCGCUGCUAUCCGCGCCAAGGCACAGAAGCCUUCCGAACCAGAACCCGCUGCCGAGGAGGAUGAGCGACCUAAGUCCCUGGCCGAACGUAGUGCCGCAUUCAACCAAUCCCAGUCGGAGCGACUUACGUCUCUGCCGAAGCCAAAGGUAGCCAACAAGUUUGGGGGGUCUACUUUUACCGGCACCAAGGCGCCCACACCCGGUGGUCCCGGAUUCGGCGCACCUUCUGUGCCGUCUGCUGCCCCUGUUGGCGCUGCCAGUCGAACCUUUGCUGACCAAGGUGGCAAGACGCCCGCUCAGCUCUGGGCUGAGAAGAAGGCUAAACAAGGAGGCUCGGUUUCUAACGUUGUGUCGCCUCCAGUUACUUCUCCCAUUGGCGUUCAGAAGAGCGGCGAGUGGAAGAGUGGCUACACUGGCAAGUCCUGGGCCCCUGUUCAAACUGGCGAUUACGGACGUGGCAUUGCUGGCAAGCUGAGUCAAGAGAAUACUGGAGAGCAGGAGCGUGAGGCGCCUGCCUCCCCUAGUGGUGGCGUUGGUGCUCUCCGUGACCGCUUCAAGGGUACGGCUCCCAUUGCCGUUGGAGCUGCCGGCGUCGCUGGAGCUGCCGGCGCCGCUGCGGUCUACGCCUCGCGCGACGAGCCUGAGGAGGAGGAGGAUUCCGCGCCUCCUCCCCCGCCUGCCGACAGUCGCCCUGCUGGUGGAUUUGCCCUCCCUGGCAUGCCUCCCCGGCCCGCACCCGAGGAAGAAGAGGAGGAAGAGGAGCAGGAGCCCUCAUCACCCAUCCGUGUUGCCCAGCCUGUGGCUCGCGGAAAUGACGUUGAGUUGGAACCACCCGUCGAGAGAGAACCUCCUAGACCUAUCCCCGUUCAACAAAUCGAGGAGGAACUGCCGAGAGAAGAGGAACUCCCUGAAGAGACGCACGAUGUUGGCCGCGGUGCUGCUGAGGCUGUCGCAGAGCAACAGUUUGGUCAGGAGCAAGUGACUGCGGGUCAAGCACAAAGCGGUGGUCACCGUGCUCUGAUUCAGUACGAUUACGAAAAGGCGGAGGACAAUGAGCUUGAGCUUCGCGAGGGCGAGUAUGUCACCAACAUCGAGAUGGUUGAUGAGGACUGGUGGAUGGGUACCAACUCUCGUGGCGAAAGCGGUCUGUUCCCCAGCAACUACGUAGAACUCGUUGACGACGAGCCCGAGCCGGCACCGGCUGCGCGGAGUGCACCUCCCCCAGCGCCGGCUCAAGCGGAGCCGGAACCGGCGCCGGCGGCCGGCAGUGGCCAGACAGCCACGGCCCAGUUCGAUUACGAGGCUGCCGAGGACAACGAACUUUCGUUCCCUGAGAACGCGACGAUCACAAACCUCGAGUUCCCUGAUGAAGACUGGUGGUUCGGCAGCUACGGCGGAAAGCAGGGCCUGUUCCCCGCCAACUAUGUCCAACUGGACAACUAA
This is a messenger RNA of Colletotrichum truncatum, 2346 nucleotides long. RefSeq names its product Drebrin-like protein. The record is from RefSeq and is a predicted model, not a curated record. Gene Ontology annotation, molecular function: actin filament binding. NCBI's taxonomy places the organism in Eukaryota, Fungi, Ascomycota, Sordariomycetes, Glomerellales, Glomerellaceae. Gene Ontology annotation, biological process: regulation of actin filament polymerization. Gene Ontology annotation, cellular component: site of polarized growth; cortical actin cytoskeleton; actin filament.